Messenger RNA from Armigeres subalbatus, 1381 nucleotides. RefSeq lists its product as uncharacterized. The transcript is spliced from 2 exons. Lineage: Eukaryota; Metazoa; Arthropoda; Insecta; Diptera; Culicidae. The coding region runs from base 914 to 1381 and encodes 155 amino acids. The record is from RefSeq and is a predicted model, not a curated record.
UCUCGUUGAUCAUCUUCUGCCUCGAGAAGUCGGCCAUCGCUUCUGGGUAGAACCUGUAAAAGAAAACGGAAUCGACUUACCUGCGCUGCACUGCUGCUUCUCCGGUAUCCUUCGCUGGAGAACAAACGACUAACGAAACACAACGUAGGAAUUGACGGUAAGCGCCAACAUAAAACUGGUGCCGUGACCAGGAUACGUCGACACCGUUCAGGAUCCCGCAUCCGUCCGUUGCACGUGGGACGACCACUGGGCGCCGCCAUUUUGGUCCCGCCAUUGCGCUGAAGGAGAGACAAUUCGUUGUCAUUGAAUACAAGGCUCGAUUUUAUCGGGUCGCAGGUAAUUACCUGUCCGAUUAAUUAUACUGGGUCUCGCAGGUACCCUUUAGAUUUCCGUUUAUUUGUUGCAUGUACACAUUUUUCGUCGAUCUGGCUCCCUGGAUUGCUGCCAAGCCGUUUGGAGCACAUCAAUAGGCCGACGCCGCAACGUACGAAUACUUUCUGGUCCGGUGGAGUACGCCAUCGCGCUUCCGCCAUUGAAGAGAAGGACGAAGCCACCCUAUCGCACCAUAGCUGCAAGCCAUUCUUGCAUCGACGCAAAGACGCGCUUUUUCGGCCCGUUUUUCCUCAUAGGCAUCUGUAUACGCCGAUCAACGCAUGAUGAGUGGAUUUUAAUCGGAAAUUGGUGGAGUUUUUGUUGCGACGUCAUCAAUAUCGGCAUCGGCUCGCACAGAGCGUGCGCCAUCUGGUUCCUGAUAGCAGCUUUAUUAAAAAUACAAGGCAUUCUAUUGCCUUGGAAUCGGUGAGUACCGUUCCAAGUGUUUAACGCUAUUCUCGUCGGGUCUAUCGUGGUCUUUUGUCCGACAGAUCCUUCUUCGACGUUCUACGGGUCGUGCUCAUCGAUUGUUCCCGCGAAGAUGACGCUUCCGCGGCAACAUGCAACGUUGAUUUCGAGGAGGACUACCAUGAUCGACGCACUGGGUCGGGCAGAGGCGUUCAUCCAAACCUACGACGAGCAACGUGACCAGGCGCAGGUGCCCAUUCGCCUGGAAUACCUAAAUAGCAUGUGGGCCACUUUGGAAGAGGUGCAGGCUCAGCUGGAGGAUUCCGAAGAAGCUGAGGAAGAUCGAAGCUGCCAUGAACUCGCGUCCGCUGCUGCCCAUGUCCGACGACCCCAACGAUCUAGCAGCGCUGACACCGGCGCACUUCCUUAUUGGAACAUCGAUAUCCGCCCUGCCCGACCCAGACUAUCAGCUGCAACCACGCUGCACCCUUGGAAUGUAUCAGAAUUGGCAGUUACUCGUACAACGCUUCUGGAGCCACUGGCGAAAGGAAUAUCUGCAGGAAUUGGUUCGAGAUACGAGAUAUGCGGCCCGCAACAAUGA